Paramecium octaurelia is the source of this 678-nucleotide messenger RNA. NCBI's taxonomy places the organism in Eukaryota, Ciliophora, Oligohymenophorea, Peniculida, Parameciidae. The record is from the annotation of a GenBank genome assembly.
AUGUUAUCUGAAAUAGAUAGGAAGGUUUGUUAAAAGCAUAAAUUAGAGAUUUUGACUAUAGAUUUAAAAGAAUCAACAGUUGAUGAAGAUAAAUACCUUUGCAUAAAGUGUUUAAUGGAGAAAAUUGAUAUUUAGAAUAUGGUUUUGGUAGAAGAAACUAAAACAAUGAUCAAAUAAAUGAAAAGUGAGUAAUUGAACAACAAAAUCAAUGAAUAUUAAAGAAGAAUUCAAAACUUUAAAUAAAUUGAAUCAUAAGUUAAAGAAAUGAAAGUGUCUAUUAAUAAUACCAUAGACAAACUAUAAUCUAAUUUAAAUUAGAAAAUAACUCUAAUGGAGAAUGAAUUAGAUGAUUCAUAAUCAAAAACCACAAUUUCUACUUUUGAAGAAGAUGUAAGGAUUUUAUCAAAGAAUUACAAAGGAUCAUUCAAUUUUGAAAUUCCUAAAGAAUUAGAGAAAUCUCUUGAUGAUAAUUCUUAUAUUGAUUCAAUAUUAAAUUAGUUAUAAUCAAUAAUUAAUUGUCCUAAAUUAAUUGAAAUCAAAGAAUGUUUAGAAAAAACAAAAGUAGAAAAUGAGAAUACAGAUAUAAAGUAAUUNCCUUCUUAAAAUUAUUAUCUUGAUUUUAUUAUAUGCUGGCCUAAAUCUGAAUAAUACUCACACAUAAAAGCAAGACCUAUUUGA